Messenger RNA from Scylla paramamosain (green mud crab), 4786 nucleotides. RefSeq names its product lymphokine-activated killer T-cell-originated protein kinase-like. Lineage: Eukaryota; Metazoa; Arthropoda; Malacostraca; Decapoda; Portunidae. The transcript is spliced from 9 exons. Gene Ontology annotation, biological process: protein phosphorylation. Bases 226 to 1260 code for a protein of 344 amino acids. Gene Ontology annotation, molecular function: protein serine/threonine kinase activity; ATP binding. The record is from RefSeq and is a predicted model, not a curated record.
CCUACACAGUGGCUGCCAAGGUUUACCCAUGAAUUAAACCUUUAGUUGGUAAUGAGGAAGGCGUGGGCUCUAGCAGUGGACACCCUAAGGCAGCAGUGGGUGAAAACAAGCAAAAUAAAGAAAAGUUUGCCUGUGAUAAGGUGCUAGACAGCCAGCCAUAGUGACGAGGAGGCAGGAAGGUAGCUCACCACCACCAUCACCACCACAGGAAAGAACAAUCCAAGAAUGGCUGAAUUCAAAACUCCCACUGCCAAGAGAGUGGGCAAGGCUGAGGGCAGCAAUGGCACCCCCAAGAUUGUGAUCCCUCCCUCUCCCCUCAUGAAGCAGCUCGGCUAUGGCACUGGUGUGAAUGUUUAUUUAAUGGAGCGCUUCUCACCCAUGCAUGGGAGCUACAAAUCUCCUUGGGCUGUAAAGAAAAGGAAUAGAAUGAUAAACGAUGAGGAUGGUGAAUACUCAAAAAGGCUGAAUGCUGAAGCAAAUCUGCUGAAGACCAUGAGUCACCCAAACAUCAUCGGCUUCCGGUCCUACACAGUGCAGAUAGACGGUGCUCCGUGCCUGGCCAUGGAGAGCGGUGACCAGUCCUUGGAAAAUUUGAUUGAGAAGAGAGAAGAGGCUGACUUGGGCCCAUUUCUUUCUACUCAGAUUUUGAAGGUGGCAAGGGAUAUAGCAUGUGGUCUCCAGUACCUGCAUGAAGAGAAGAAGUUGCUGCACGGUGAUCUCAAGAGUGGCAACAUCCUUAUCCAGGGUAACUUCAAGGCUGCAAAACUCUGUGACUUUGGAGUGUCCCUGAAGCUGAAUGAAAAGGGAGUUCUGUGUGAUCCAGCCCAGUGUUACGUUGGGACGGAGUGUUGGUCAGCGCCAGAAGUCUUUGAGGAUGAUGUCAUAACCCAGAAGACAGACAUGUUUUCCUUUGGACUUGUUUUGUGGGAAAUGUUAACCCUCCAUGCUCCUCAUGUUGAUAAACUUAAUCCAGACUCCAGUUUCACUGAACUCUCGGAGAGUGUUCUCUCAGACAGUUUACAAGAGGAGGAAUAUCUCAAAGCCUUGGGCACACGGCCAAGUCUGCCAGACACUCCUCUGACUGAAGAUUACCUCCCAGUGCUGGAGAUCUUUUAUGCAUGCACUGAAGCUGACCCGGCCAAGCGUCCUACCGCAGCCAAGAUUUUGCAGGUUUUGGACAGCAUAUUGGAAGAAAAAGAGAAUACAAAAAGCGUUGGUGGUGACCGCAAGUUUCUUGAGAUGCUCCAUGAAGACUUGUAAGCUGACAUCAUCCGUGAGCACUGGUGCCCCGCCAUCCUGCAACAUACAAGGUGUCACUUUACUUGCUAUGCAUAUCAUCACUGCUAACACAGCAAAUAAGAAGCUUCUUACUUCAGGUGACUAGAGAGAAUCAAUCUGUCAUCAUGAAAGUAGAUGUUUACCUUUACCUCUGCAAGUACAACAACAUUUUGUAAAGCCUUCAGGCUUUCUUCCUUGUAUGUAUGUGGCUUUUUAGUUUACAAACAUGUGGUGGUGGACAAAGUAGAUCUGUGACACUAUGAGUGUAUACAGUAGCUGUAAAAGUUGUCAUAUUCUUGGGUACCCACCACCUUGUUAGACCAAGAGAAUCAGUAUUUUAUAUACAUCAAGCCAGCUAUGUACACUGCAAUGAGUAACUUAAGAUCCUCUCUGCUUGCAGAACUGUCAGUGUGAGUACAUCUGACUGCUUGAGUAUCCUGUUAUUUCUGCAUGUUGGAGAUGGACUGCUCUACUGCAGGUCAUCACCUUGAGAUGCUUGAAGCAUAAAAACAAGGGCAGCUCAUUUCUUGGCUUGGCUCAAUGGGAGGAAGUCUCUGAUAAAUGUGGCUUGGCAUAAUACUGUUACAGCUGACCACCCUUACAGUAUUAUUUCCAGAGUGGGCGAGAUUCAUAGUCCUAAUAGGGAUGUUUUUCUUCUUUCCAAUCCCCAAACUUGUCUGGAAAUACUGGGAGGGAGGUCAGUGCCAUAAAAUGACACUCCAUCUGAGACCAAAAAGCCCAAGCAACAUAUCACAGACUUCUUGUUCAAAUUGUGCCAAGAAAAUGAGCUUGCUUCUUUUUUUAUGCUUCCAGCAUCCCAUGAUGACCUGAAGAGUUGUGGCCCUCCAAAACACUAAACAGCAGGAUGCUCAAGCAGUCUGCAGCAGUGUUCACAGUUCUAGUUCAGCAAUUAAUCAAGCAAGCUCUGCGGAUAAUGAAUGAAUGGCAUGUAUAGGGGCCCUACAUAUAUGAACACAUAUAUAUCUUCUUUCUUCUGUCAACCUGGGGGAGUGUAUCCAAAAUACAAAUCAAUGCCUCUCAAGUAUAAGAGGUCCCAGACCCUUGCUGCUUGCAAAACUGGCAGUUUGAGCACAUCUACUGACUGCCUGAGUGCUGUUUGUUGUUUCUGCCAUCUCAGCCAAUUUAGAAGUGCACUGCUCUACUGCAGGUCAUCACCUUCAGAUGCUUGAAGCUUACAAAGGAAGACACAACUCAUUUCUUGACCUAGUGGAAACAAGAGGUCUCUGAUAUAUAUAUGACUCACCCUAAUGGUGUUUACAUGCAGUGCCAUUUAACGACCCCCAAGAAGUGAUAAAUUUAAUGCCAUAAUGGAGCUUCUUUAUUCCACUCUCCAGCUUUUUUGUCCAUUAAUUAGUAAUACUGGGAGGGAGAUCAGCUGCUGUUUCUAUAAUGCCAUAAAUGGCUGUGUGACACCAAUAGCCAGACCCACACAUAUCACACAUUGUCCUAACUGAGCCAAGACACAAACUGUCUUUCUUUGUAAGCUUCCAGCAUCCCAUGACAACAACCUGAAGUACAGUUGUACACCUCAAAAAAACCCAAAAUGGCAGAAGCAACAGGACAUUCCUGCAGUCCACAGUAGAUGUGUUCAUAUUGAUAGUUCUGCAAGUAGUAAGAUAAGGAAAGUUAUGUACAGACACACCAGCUCACAACCUGGUUUAAGAGAAAAAUUAUGUUCAUUAAAAUGAAGAGGUUGGAUAUGCUAUGGAGGGUGGUGGGGGCAUGGGAGAGCAAGUUAAAAUUUAAUGUGUGCAAUAUAGAAAGCAUGAACAGACUAGAAAUCAGAUGACGCAUGUAUCAACAUAGCAAGCAAAAGUCUCUUUCAUUAAUAAAAAUAUUUAACAUGGGAAUGAGUCAGUUUUGUCACUGAAAAGACUCAAAAACAUGUAAAAAUAAUUAAUAUAUGUUAAAAUUUUAAGAAAUCCCAUUGAUUCCCACUAAAAACUGAAAUCCCUACGGGUACAUACGUAUACUAUGUAAGACAAAGGAAUUACCCACUGCUUUUUGUUUUGAGACUAUUUACUCAAGAUGUCAGUCACAAGACUAAUUGUGACUAAGUUAUCAGUACUAAAUUAGUCUUGAAAAUACUAGAUUUGCAAGAUGCAGGCCAAUAACCUUUGUGAAUGAUCAAAUAUAAUUAAAUAUUUCAGAGUAUCUGCCACCCUGUUUAAAAGAUUCAGAUUCUAAGAAAAUUUGAAUAAGACAUCAGGGUAAGGGACUUAUAAUGUAUAGAGAUAUUAUAUCUUGUGCCUGAUACACACUAUAGCUUAACUCUUGCUUCACUCCAAUGCCCAGCAUUACUUGAAUGGUAUUACAGUAUUACUCAUGGCCACCUUUCAAUUCAUUCAUAUUCUUUUUGAUGAUCACUGCUUGAGCAUGAGCAAAGCAAGAAUACAGCACGAGUGAAGAGGUAUGGCCCCAUCAAAAAAAAAUGUGCAGUGUAAGUUCCAUUAUCUGGCCAAGGGAUUUUCAACUCCCCAAAAAUCUGGUGUUAGCUAGAUUUUAAUAAACAUUUUUUGUGAAGAUAAUAGUCAGGUGUGUUUGCAAAUUAAGUAAUUAGAUGAUGGAACUUCCCUUAAUCUACAAAAAUAUUCAGCUGGAGCAGAUCAUGACCUAAGUGAGAGCAGAGCCAUAGUGUGCAUCAGGGCUUACCAUCACUUCAAAAGUGUGCAUUAACAAAUUGAAAGUACUUAUGCAUUUAAAGUGCAUUUGGAACUUAUUCCAUUAACUUUAAGGCAUUAUUUUCCUUAUGCAGAGGUCUUGUAGAUUAACCUUUGCAUGUAACAGAGAUGCUUAUAUUUUACUUUGAAACUCUCCAUAGAAAGAAGUGAGGAAUGCUGGUGUCAUUUUUUGAUGUUUGAGGCAAAUACAGGUUAAUAAAUCUUUUUAUCUCCAGUGUUGUUACUGGCAAAGAAACAGACUGAAAACACUAAUAAGCUUUCAAAUUCCAAAUGAAUGUAAAACUGCACACAAACUGGCUCAAAAUAACAGGCUAUUGGGCAAUAUGUACAUAUUGUUCCUCAGCACUGUAAGUGACAGUUUGAGCAAGCCAGACUGCAACAUAACCCAGGGAAAAGGGCAUUAGUGGGGAUCCAGAGACCCUCUCUUUUCUCUCCCCUUCUGGCCUUUGACCUUUCAUCCAGGUCAGUUUGAUAUGGGAGUGAGUUUGAUAUGGGAGUGAGAAAAUGUCUUGUAAUUCACUAGAAGUGACCACUAAAUAAAAUAAAAUGGCAUUAACAUUUUUUUAAUUUUUCAAUUAACUUCAUGACAAGAAAAAAAUAAUCUGAUAUAAUUCACAAUGAGAGAUUCCAUUAUGAAAAAGUCGUAGGUAACACACACCUGUGAAGGACUAGGAAUUGCAUGUUUUGUUGUGCUGUCAUGGCACUACAACCAUCUAAUUACUGUUCUAAGAUCUGAAGAAAAGUGUAUUUACCAAAAGAAAAUGUUCAUCAAAACUAUAUCAAAUAAAGAUCUAGCUACCCCAAUA